CUCCAGCUCCGGGUCUUGCGCGUGUCCUCCCGCUCCAGCUGUUUCACGCAUCUGGCCAGCCGCGCCUUCUCCUCCUGGCGCAGUAGCAGCAGCGGCGGCAGCACCACCACCACCACCACCACCACCACCAGGACUAUCCACGCCAACGCCAGCACCAGCACCCAGCCAGCUCCCAUGUCCGGGGAAGAGGCGGCCGGGGGCGAUGCAGGCGCCCCACCGAGUGGCACCGCAGCCCCACCAGCAGAGCCGCCGCCGCCGCAGCUGCCAGAAGCGGCCCCAGCAGCCGCGCUCGGGGAGGAGGGCGAGGCUGCCGCGGGGCCGUCGGAGCAAGAGGCGGCCGGUGCCGCCCCCGCCGGCCGGGAGUAUCGGGCGCUGGUGCUGACGGGCUUCGGGGGCUACGAGAAGGUGAAGGUGCAGACGCGGCAGCUGCCUCACGCCGAGCCCAGCCCGGCUGCUGGCCAAGUCAGCGUGCAGGUCCGGGCCUGCGGGCUCAACUUCGCCGACCUGCUGGCGCGCCAGGGGCUCUACGGCAGGCUCCCGCCGCCGCCCGUCAGCCCUGGCAUGGAGGCGGCUGGCACUGUGCUGGCCGUGGGCGAGGGCGUCGCCUGCCCGAAGGUUGGUGAUAAUGUGAUGGUGAUGGCCAGAUCAGGUCUCUGGCAAGAAAUCGUGACUAUCCCAGCCAAUCAGACCUUUCUCAUGCCAGAAGGGAUGACCUUUCAGGAAGCUGCUGCCUUUCUGGUCAAUUACAUCACAGCCUACAUGGUCCUCUUUGACUUCGGCAACCUGCGACCCAACCAGAGUGUCCUUGUCCACAUGGCAGCAGGUGGAGUGGGAACCGCAGCAGUCCAGCUCUGCAAAACUGUGGAAAAUGUCACCAUUUUUGGCACAGCUUCUGCUUCCAAGCAUGAUGCCCUCAAGGAGAACGGGGUCACUCACCCCAUUGACUACCGGGCAGCUGAUUAUGUGGUGGAGGUCCGGAAAAUCUCACCCAAAGGUGUAGAUGUUGUCUUGGACCCCUUGGGAGGCUCAGAUACUACAAAGGGCUUUAACCUCCUUAAGCCAAUGGGAAAACUUGUCACCUAUGGUGUAGCCAACUUGCUAGCAGGGCAGAGGAAGAACCUGAUGGCCAUGGCAAAGACCUGGUGGAACCAAUUUAGCAUCAAUGCCUUGCAGCUGCUUCAUGUCAACAAGGCUGUUUGUGGCUAUCAUCUGGGCUACCUGGAUGAGGAGGUGGAGCUCAUAAGUGGCGUGGUGGCCAAGCUAGUUGCCCUCUACAAUCAAGGCAAAAUCAAGCCAAAGGUGGACUCUGUUUGGUCCUUUGAGCAGGUAGUGGAUGCUAUGAAGCAGAUGCAAGAGAAGAAAAAUGUUGGGAAAGUUGUGUUGACUCCUGAAGCAGCACAGAAGGAUUAAAGCAAGAAAGCAGAGAACUAAAGCAAAAGGAUUGUCUGACCUCAGAUACUCAUGUUGGUUUUUUUGGGUUGGGUUGUUGUUUUUUUAGCCUCCCCCACCCCACCCCAUUCUUUGAGGGAAGUAGGAAUGGACAGAUCUCAUUAACUACUGUUAAUAGAGUAAGUGGCCUAAAGAUUGAAGAGGCAAACAUUUUAUCUCAUGGUCAGUUGGUUGUUUUAAAGAUGAUGCAAGCUUCUGAGUUUCACAAACCCUUCAUUGAGUGAAACUCACAUGAUUGUACCAUCUCUAUAAAAGCAUUGGGUGACCUAGUUAAAAGGAGGAAGAAGAUACCACAUUGAUCCUACAUCUUUACUUUUGUAAUAUCAACAUUUUGCUUUCUUAAAGGAACAACAAGGCAUCAUUUGAAGGUGGGAGUGCACGAGGCAGGUGUGUCCACUGGAAUUUUCUUUGAUUUCAGCAUCUUUCUGUUUCCUUUCUUGCUACCCACCCACAACUUCACAAAAUGCCCAC
Molecule: messenger RNA, 1920 nt
Organism: Elgaria multicarinata webbii
Lineage: Eukaryota; Metazoa; Chordata; Lepidosauria; Squamata; Anguidae
Gene: VAT1
Product: vesicle amine transport 1
Exons: 6
Coding region: 175-1410 (411 amino acids)
Biological process (GO): negative regulation of mitochondrial fusion
Cellular component (GO): mitochondrial outer membrane
Molecular function (GO): zinc ion binding; oxidoreductase activity
Source: RefSeq, a predicted model, not a curated record